ACUACUCGUCCUAAAACCUAUAGGGCAAAAGUUUAGUAGUGGUUUUUCUUCGUUUAAUUAAACAGUAUUUGCCCAGACUAUCAUUUACACAUUACACGAAAAAGGAAAAGUUUAAAUCAGAAAUUAUGAAUGAAUCUGAAAAUCCCUCUUCAAAACCGAAAAAGUUCUUUGACAGAGACAUUCAGGAUAUAAAAUCUUUGAACUUUUGGCGAGCAGUUUUCGCCGAGUACGUUGGGACAUGGAUACUGUUCCAGUGGACAAUCGGGUCCGCCCUGCACUAUCCAGAUGAAGACGCGUCACCGCCGGAUAUACUUACGGCUGCUUUAUGUACCGGAUUUGUUGUUGCUGUUGUGAUAAAUGCACUUUUGAAUGUUAGUGGCGGGCACUUGAAUCCUGCGGUAUCAAUAGGAUUUCUCGUGCUAAGGAAAAUCACGUGCCUUCGUUUUGUUUUCUACGUUAUCGCGCAGUGCCUUGCGUGCCUCUCCGCCAUUGCUAUUUUAAACCAGAUGACUCCACAGGAUAUGGUCGGAUUGCCAGCGCUUAUCAGCCCAGCGGCGGGGGUCACAAAUGUACAAGCGUUUUUCUUUGAGUUCUGUAUCGCCUUUUUUCUUCUGUUCGCUAUAGCUGCAUUCAUUGACGGCAAACGGAAGGACGAUACGUCACCGGCGCCGUUCUACGUUGGUCUGAUAGUUGUGGGAAAUAUACUAUUUUCUGCGAGGACUUCGGGUGGUUGUAUGAACCCUGCUAGGAACUUUGGUCCUGCUGUAAUCACAGGAAUGACAGACACUCAAUGGGUCUAUUGGCUGGGGCCCCUUCUUGGAGGAGCGACGGGAGCUUUGCUAUACGAUAAAUUUCUGUCGGCGGAAGCUAUGUCCAGUUCACCUUGUGUAAUGUGUCAAAGACAGAAAUCAAGAGAACAGAAGACAACAGAAUCGAUAGCAGAAUCAACCAAUGAAAAAGAGCGCAUGCUGACAACAGAAACAUAACACAGCAUUUCCGGUUACUUUUUAUAUAAAAAACCCACUAUAUCAUGACUACUUAUGUAAGUCGCCGGUUCAUAGUAUGUGCUAUAUGAUUAUUCUAUAUUCAACUGUGCUAAUAGGUCAAACAUUUAAAAAACACAUGUAAUAAAAUAACUUAUUGAAUGACUUGCCGGGGUAUUGCCUGUAUUGCUUGGCUUGCCGGGGUAUUGCGCGUAUUGAAUGACUUGCCGGCGUAUUGCCUGUAUUGCAUGGCUUGCCGGGGUAUUGCCCGUAUUGAAUGACUUGCCGGGGUAUUGUCCGUAUUGAAUGACUUGCCGGGGUAUUGCCCGGGGUUUUGCCCGUAUUGAAUGACUUGCCGGGGUAUUGCCCGGGGUAUUGCCCGUAUUGAAUGACUUGCCGGGGUAUUGCCCGUAUUGAAUGGCUUGCCGGGUUAUUGCCCGUAUUGAAUGGCUUGCCGGGGUAUUGCCCGUAUUGAAUGACUUGCCGGGGUAUUGCCCGUAUUGAAUGACUUGCCGGGGUAUUGCCCGUAUUGCAUGACUUGCCGGGGUAUUGCCCGUAUUGAAUGACUUGCCGGGGUAUUGCCCGUAUUGCAUGGCUUGCCGGGGUAUUGCCCGUAUUAAAUGACUUGCCGGGGUAUUGCCUGUAUUGAAUGACUUGCCGGGGUAUUGCCCGUAUUGCAUGGCUUGCCGGGGUAUUGCCCGUAUUGAAUAACUUGCCGGGGUAUUGCCCGUAUUGAAUAGCUUGCCGGUCAAUACACAAAACAACUGACAAGUAAAUAAGUGUGUAAUAGUUAACAUUUAAUUAAGCGUAUUUUGAAAAUCUUGCUCAGUUCUAAAAACAACAUAAUGAAGACUUAUUUUAUAUAAAAACAAAACGACACGAAAAGGUGUAAAAUAUGAGUUUUGCGUCUCCAGUCUUCCUGGAAGUACGGUGGUGAUGUUAACCAUGAAUUACCUCUAAUAUGUUUGCACGUCUGUCAUUCGAUUAAAAGUAUAUAAGAAUGGACAAACUGGGCUGCUUUCACUUAUGUUUUUUUUUUUGAAAGUAAAAAUAAAUCUAUCAAGAAACUUGUGGAACUAUAAUAGAAGGGUGAUUGUUCCAGGAAAAAGAUGUGCACGGUGUACUUUCUUCAUCAGAUCCACCCAAAAUCUAAGCAUCAAUUUCGUCAAACGCUUAUAUCCGGAAGUUUAUUUCGUUAACAAUUUUCGAAAAUCAAGGUUAUUAAUAAAUCACGAUAUUUAUGUAAAUGUGGAAUUAUUUUUUUUUUAUCUUAUUUUGCAACCUUGGUAUUACAUUUCAAUGUUUUACAAAUUUGAAAUUUAUCGUGCGCUUGUCCUCAUAAUCAUUACAGCGGACAAUAUAGAAUGCAUAUAUAGUAAAUUUUCAUAUUUGUACCAUAAAUAAUACACCGGAUGUUUGGCACUAUAUUGGAUUACAUGGAAAAGCUUUGCAAAUGAUAAUUUUUGAAUAAUUAUGCAAAUUCAGUAAUAUAAUAGUACAUCAUUUAUAUUGGGUAAAGUGUAAGUUUUAAGUUAUUUCAGACUGACUCGCUAGGGCCCAAUAACACAUGAUAUGGAAGGGAGAUUAAUGUUACAUACAUUCGUUUUAAAAAGUUUUAGGAUUACCUCGCAUACAACGAAAACAAGUUGAUUCUCAUUAUACAAUUUUCAUACUCUUACGUUUUUGUUCAAAUCAAAUAAGAAAUACUAGGAUCUAGUGAAAAAUACAACGAAUAUACAAGGUUGUAUCAAGUGAAUUUUCAUUCUGGGAUUUGCUGUGUUUGGAAAUCGAAAAUAUAUUACGUGCCCCGACUGAUCUUCGGCUAUUUUGCAAAGAACUUCAGUUUUAAAUUUUAUUCAUUUUUACAGUUUUGCUAUAUGCAUUUGUUCGUUUAAUGUUUAUCUAGAGUAGUUCGGAUAACCAAAACUGAUAAACAUGUAUCGAGACUUAUAAUAUUUUUAUAUACUUUUGACAGUUGUACACUUUCCGUUUGAAUGUUUUGCAAUUACUUUAAAUGUUCAUUUUUGCAUCGUUUUUCAACGCAUGGACGACCUUUAGAAUUAUCUUAAAUACACAAUACUAGACUAGCCACUAGACUGAUAAUAAUAUAUUUCUACAUUUUUUCUUUUUUUUUUUUUUGACGAAUUUAAUUUCAUAGAGACAAAAGCCAGUCUAUUGUUAGAGAUUUUCACAGAGGAUGAUAUUGGACAUAGGAUAUAGACUAACUCAGUUCACUAUAUUCAAUCACAAAAAUGUAAAAAGAUAUAUCAUAGUCUAGGAGCUAGUCUAACACAAUAAUUAUUAAGGUAACAAAUGUUAUUUUGGAAUGGAAGUAUGAAGACCUCUACGAAACAGACAAUGUAUAAUAUGUAAUACAGAGCAAAAUACAUAUUUUCAAAAUCA
Molecule: messenger RNA, 3386 nt
Organism: Mercenaria mercenaria
Lineage: Eukaryota; Metazoa; Mollusca; Bivalvia; Venerida; Veneridae
Product: aquaporin AQPAn.G-like
Exons: 3
Coding region: 126-986 (286 amino acids)
Biological process (GO): transmembrane transport
Cellular component (GO): plasma membrane
Molecular function (GO): water channel activity
Source: RefSeq, a predicted model, not a curated record